AUGGCGAUGCUGUCUCUACCUUCUCCAGUCUUGCAGUACGAGGAAGCACCCAGGUACCGUGUAAAAAAACGAUUCGCUCGUUCACAUGACCCGAAUGGACGGACGCAACGCCGGGUCUCUGCCUGCCCCAAUCUCGACUCAGACCAUAGUCCUCCGGCGAUCUCGGCUUCCUCUUCCUCAACACCUGCGCCGCCUGGUCCACGGGAGACAGUCCCACCCCCGCCAGUGCCGCCUCGCUCUCCCCGCUCGCGGCCACCUCCAACGCCUCCUCCCACGCCUACGCCCACCCCGGAUCCCACCUUCUUCGACGACGUCGUCGACGUCGUUGCCAACAAAUACGGCUGGGACCUCGACGCCGAGGUCCGGGUCUGGCCGCUCGAUGCCGAGGACGCGCUCGUUGGCGCCGUGCAGCGCUACGAGUUUCGCGCCCGCGCGGGGGGCGCCACGGUCGCGCUGGCGUGGGCCUCUGAUGGGGCAGUCGACUGGAGCCGCCCCGACGCCCCCGUGGUGGAGGAGGUGGUCGGGCUCGACGGGGUCGAAUUCGUCGCCGGCGACGACACUCUGAGGUUCGGCUUCGGCGUCGAAGGACCUGAAUCCUUAAUUGCAGAACCAAAACAGAGCAAGAGCAGUUUGUGUUUACAAGCGGGAGAGAGAAAAGGGAUUGGGGAGGCGGGGGCCAAGCCAAAUCAAUCAUUCAGGAUGACGAGUUUCUGGAGCCAAAUCGACAUGCGCCCUAUCCUCCUCCCGAAUUCUGCUCCUCCAGUGCACAACAUCAUCCCUACAGCACUUCAGCGUGGCCUCCAGGGAAGGAGAAGCCCCUGUGAACACCACCGUCCACCGACGGGAGAGAUUCAACCGGAGUUGCCACAGUACCGGUAGAUUGCAGGAAGCACUACAUGUAAGAAAAAAGUUUGAUCCUUUGUCUAAUUGACUUUGCAUUAUCCAAUAUGAUUAGCUGGUGACAUGAGGGUGAGGGGGAUAGACCCCUUUGGCUACUGCACACAAUGUGCUACUCAUAUUCCACUUUUAGGCGAUAAGCAGCUUCAGAAUUCAGAUCCCUUUGAUUUACAUUUCAAAUCAUCUUGCUGCAACUUGGUAGUAAACAACCAUUUUUGGUCAUCUUAUACAGAUUUGUUUGGUUCUUCUGUUCGUAUAUGUCUUUUCAAUUUUACUAUAUGCUAACAGAAGAAAAAUUUAGAUAGUUUGAACACAUGUUUAUUCACGUAGAUGUUCUACACGAAGAAAGAGCAGGAUAAACACCAUUUGUUGGUAGUCUUUCUAUUUGUCCUUAAUUAUUUGUAUUCUACACUAAUAUAGCAAGGUGAAGCCUAAUCUUUACUCUGGGUCACUGAUAGAAGUAUUGGUGUAUACACAUCGAAGGUACACAAUGAAAUUUUUGUAGUUCUUUUUCUUAUGGGAACUUUUCGUACGUCUUUGUUGUGAUAUACGCCCAUCUCGAAUUUCAUAUUAGGUCUACUUAUUUUAGCUCAGCUAGGUGUUGACAGUAAGAAACACUUGCAAAUAUAUGUCUCUUGUGUAUAUAAAUAUAUGCUCGCUGUACAAGUAUAAUGGAGAUAAUGAUCACAGUAAUUUAAUCUGCUAUUUACUGUACAAUAUUUGUAUUCAUAAGAAGAGGUAGUUAUACACUUCAUUGCGGUUUUAUAUCUGAGUUAAGAAAAAAAUAUUAGUCUUCCUCUAUAGAGGUAUGUUGCCUUGCCGAGGCUGCUCUGCUUUUGCUAAUUUGCUGCUCUUUUGUGCUAUACUACUAUUCCAUAUACAGAGAGAUCGGAGAAGAGAACAGCAACCUGUUACUACUGAUUUUUCAUGCUGCUACUCGCUUACUGUUACACAUCUACAUAGAGAAGGCUGCUGCUUGCUGAUUACAAUCCAUUCAUGAUAGGUAGAUAUGUAUGCUUCUGCUUGGUACAUGUGAACAGGGAGACAAGGAAUGGAAGCUGCAGCGGUAGUCGGCUGGUGGCCACACAUUGGCAAUCACUGCUUAGAUACGUGACUCCGGUCACCCAUUGUGAGCAGACUUUGGUCUUGAUAUGUUAGUCCAAGUGGAUAAAGAUUAUUAGGUGUUUAAUGUGAUGUGACUUCAUUGGUUGGACGUCAAUUAGGAUAUAUGUAGUACAUAGCCACCUAUGAUUUUUUCGAGUUGCCAUAUGAUGGAAAUCAGUAGCUUGAUUUGCUGUUCAACUACGUUUAGGAUAUGCGUGUGUGCGCGCUUUUGCUCAUUCUCACGAAAAUGCUUGCUUUUAGGAUGUGGUUCUUAGCUAUCUUGAUUCUCACUGCUAUUCUGAUGUGUUGAACAAGGACUAGCACAGUUUUGAAAUUCAUGCUGGCAGACCUUUUUUACCUAUGCGUGAUCAUUAUGUCAAGUAUGCCACUUAUAAGGACAACAUCAAGCCAUUUGAGAGUAGGGGUCCAACUUCCCUGGAGGUGUGAUUUUUCUGUUACAGAGUGAGGUGAGUUGAGCUGAUUUGUUGCUACUGCUAUUCGUGGUUAUCAGCAUGUUCCUACGCCACCCCUGGCAGGCUGCAACCUAUUUGCGGCUCGGCCAUGCCCACUCCCCGUGCUUCUUGCUCGUACCAGCAGUGAAGACUCAAUAAAUACAUUUCAUUCUAUCAUCCAAAAUCCAAUGGCAGAAGGAAGUGGUGUCAAACAACAUGUUGCUUGAUGAAAGACCAAGACAGAUGAAGAGGAACAUGAAGCGGUAUAGAAAUUCCUCUGGAGGCCGAGCAUCUUGUCAGUCUGUUUAUAUUGACCAGAUUAGAAAAAUCACAGCGGAUUGAAUGUAAAAAUCA
Messenger RNA from Triticum aestivum (bread wheat), 2807 nucleotides. RefSeq lists its product as uncharacterized. The record is from RefSeq and is a predicted model, not a curated record. NCBI's taxonomy places the organism in Eukaryota, Viridiplantae, Streptophyta, Magnoliopsida, Poales, Poaceae. Bases 1 to 879 code for a protein of 292 amino acids. The transcript is spliced from 5 exons.